GUGUGUCCAAUAUCGAAAGGUUAAAUAGGUCAUCAUGUGAUGAGUCUGAUGACAGUUAUCUGAUUUGUGUGUCCAAUAUCCUUUUUCUGUUAAUAAACGUUGAGGCAGACUACUUACGGAUAACAAACAUGGCAAGAAACCCUGAUUAUGGAGCUUUCAUGGAAAAAUUUGUGCUAAAGCCAACUAACUCAUCCGAUGAACUCCCCUUAAAUGGGCUUACCUUUGCCGUUAAAGAUAUAUUCGACGUUGAUGGAUAUGUAACUGGAUUUGGCAAUCCGGAUUGGGCAAGAACACAUUUAGCUGCUACAUCAACUGCUCCAGCCGUUUUGGCUAUCUUGAGAGAAGGGGCCACAUGUAUCGGUAAAACCGUUAUGGAUGAAAUGGCAUAUAGCAUAAAUGGGGAAAAUAAACACUAUGGAACGCCUAUAAAUCCUUGUGCUCCAGAUUGUGUACCUGGAGGAUCUUCCAGUGGAUCUGCUGUUGCAGUAGGUGCAAAGCUUGUAGACUUCUCCUUAGGAACUGACACUGGAGGAAGUGUAAGAGUUCCGGCAUCAUACUGCAGUAUUUUAGGGUUUCGGCCUUCUCAUGGUGUUGUUUCUACUGCAGGAGUUAUUCCCUUGGCACAGAGUUUCGAUACUGUGGGAUGGUUUGCUAGGAAUCCAGUGAUUUUGAAUCAUGUUGGACGCGUUCUACUUCAAUUGCCUGAUUUAGAUCUAGUCAGACCAAGUCAGAUAAUUAUUGCAGAAGAUUGUUUUCAACUCUCAAGCAUUCCAAACGGUCGAGUUAGCCAAAUUCUUGUUAAAUCAGUGGAGAAGUUAUUCGGGGGUCAUGUUGUGAAGCAUUUAACCCUUGGGGACUUCGUUGAGAACAAAGUUCCAAGCCUGAAGCAUUUUAUGAGCAAAGAAAUCAAAGAACAAGGUUAUGAUAUAGCAUCAUUGGCAGCCCUUUCAAGUGCCAUGCGGUUGCUUGAAAGGUAUGAAUUCAAGAAUAACCAUGGUGAAUGGGUUACUACUGUCGAACCAGAUUUGGGUCCAGGUAUAUCAGAACGAGUAUGGGAAGCUGUUAAAAUGACAGGAGGAAAUAUUGAUGCCUGUUACUCAGUGAAGACAGAACUACUUGCUGCCCUGACAACUCUUCUUGAGGAUUUUGGUAUCCUUGCUAUCCCUACAGUUCCAGGGCCCCCACCAAAACUAAAUACAGAUCCAACUACGCUGGCAGUCUUUCGUGCAGAGGCUUUUAGCUUGCUCUCUAUUGCUGGAGUAUCAGGAUUCUGUCAGGUGAGCAUUCCACUGGGUAUGCAUGAUGAUCUACCAUUGUCUAUUUCGUUGUUGGCAAAAAAUGGUUCAGAUGGUUUCCUGCUCAAUGUUGUUCAAAUUCUUUACGACACUCUACAAGAACAGGUUGCUGUCAGUCUGAGAAAUUAACUUGCUGAAUGCAGUUUUCUGCGUUCUAUCUUUAAAAAGAAAAAAGGUUGCAGAACCACGAAACUCAACUCAAUAGACUAGCUUCUAAGGUCAGUACUAUCCUCCUGCUCUUACAUCAUGUAUGACUAUGCCAUAUUUGCAAACUGGGUAUGUAUUGUAAUAAUACAAGUGUGCCAUGGAUUAUCAAUUCAAUUUGUAAACCUGUACGCUGACUUUUACUGAACACUUUCUAAUUUAAAUCACUCUGUAAAGAAUUACCGGCUAA
Messenger RNA from Jatropha curcas, 1689 nucleotides. RefSeq names its product amidase 1. Lineage: Eukaryota; Viridiplantae; Streptophyta; Magnoliopsida; Malpighiales; Euphorbiaceae. The record is from RefSeq and is a predicted model, not a curated record.